Phaeodactylum tricornutum CCAP 1055/1 is the source of this 1905-nucleotide messenger RNA. RefSeq lists its product with no specific name. NCBI's taxonomy places the organism in Eukaryota, Bacillariophyta, Bacillariophyceae, Surirellales, Neidiaceae. The record is from RefSeq and is a predicted model, not a curated record. Gene Ontology annotation, molecular function: peptidyl-prolyl cis-trans isomerase activity. Bases 24 to 992 code for a protein of 322 amino acids. The transcript has a single exon.
UUAAUCUUUCAUUGUGUUUCACCAUGACGACCCCCCGUUUGUGUUUGACGCUCGUCCUUACGUACGGCUAUAUUAUUCCCUUGACGACAGCAUGGACGAGCCCGUUGCCACUUUUUGGAAGAGAUACACGCCACGGCCUUCGGUGUUUGGAUGCGCUGCCCCCAGCCGCCGUUGAGGAGCUCGGUGAGGCACCGACGGCUCUUUCGCGCCGGGACUGGUGCCGACGCGCAUUCGGGGCCGCCAGCGCACUCGGGAUUACCGCUAUUGUCCAGUACCCCAAUCCUUCCCACGCGUUGGUCAAGGGGUCCGAACCGCCACCGCGUACCAAAAUGAACGACGGCAAACCCAAGUGUACCAACGUGGACGAGUGCCAAGCCCAAGCCGAGCUGCGCGAACAGCAGCUCCGAGAGGAGGCCGCCGCCAACGCUGUCCCCAUUAGCACGACUUCCGGAGGUAUCCGCUUUCGGGAUCUUAUAGUUGGCGACGGGACAACGGCGAAAGCCGGCGACGAAGUUGUUCUGCACUACAAAGUAUUGAAACUCGGUAAACGCAGUUACGACGGCAUUUCGGGAGAAGGCACCGUCGUUUUUUCGAGAGGGUACGGGCUAGAAGACGACGAAGCUAAACCCGGUGACAAGAAUUUUGUCACGACGCUAGGCUCCCUCAGCAACAUUGGUGCCGUUAACGAUGCCGUUCCCGGCAUGCAGACGGGUGGGACCCGUCGCUUUGCGAUUCUACCACCCCAGGGAUGGCGCAAACCGUCCAAGAUGUGUGACGGUGGACCGGGUGGUAGUGGUUCGGGUGGAGACUUGCGGACGGACUACGUUAUUGUACCUACCGCCACCAUGGUGGACGCCGAAGUCUGUUUUGAUCAAUCGAAACAACCCUUUCCGACAUCGUACGGACAACAACGCCGAAUGGCGCAACGCUUCGAUCAGAGUCUCAUUAUGGAAGUACAGCUAGUUGCGGUCAAGGCGGGAGGGAGCCUAUAAAUUGCUAAGUGUAAACAGUUUAUAGACGCUACUGUAAGCAAAGCGAAAAGCUGUGUGUUCGCCGGACCGUGUUCGAGGGGUAGCUUGGAGAUCCACAGUCAAAAACUACGAGGUGGACUCCAAUACCCGGAGAAACAGGUCCGUCUGUCCUCCGAGGGAUUCAAAACCCAAUCAGGUCGCCGGAAACAGAGUGACAACUGGAAAGCCAGACACACAACCGUGGUUUUGCGCCAUUGACAGUGAGGAAUAUUACUGUUACUGUUAGUGCAGUACCGACCGACCGAAACACAAAAUCGAAAACUACCCGAGUACAGCACAUCGUCUAUGAUAAACCUAGGUGCUGCUAGCACACAUACUUAACUUACUCACACACCUAUACCGAGCGGCAAACACGUUGAAAUUCAGCCGACGCUUUAAGCCGAGACUCAAGCAUGUACAAACUGCCUAUAAUGGCCGACGAGAGGAGGAAUAUCCGAGGCCGACAACGGUACAGCCGUCGUCGUCCAUCUUUCUCAUCGUGGCUUACGAAUCCGUCUCUUGCCGUAUUAUUCUUGUUUGGAAUGAUGUUCUUAUUCACUGGCAAUGGAAUGCUUUGCGCGACGGCGAUAGAGGCAACGUGGACCCCCAACGAGGAUGGAGACGCUCCACUGCCCUUGUCCAACAAUCAACGACAACAGUUACUUCAACUGGAAGACACCAUUCGGAGUGCUCCCGACCCGCAGGCUACUUUGAUGCAAGUAGCUCAAUCCAACGAAAUGGACCCACAAGAAUUGGUAAAUUUGCUCAAUCAGAAUCGAAGGGAAAUGCAAGCCGCGGGAGCGUUACAACCGCCCGGAACGUCGGGACGGAAUAUUUGGAAGCUUGUUUCUAGUAUGGGAGUGGUGCUCGUACAGUCGGCAUCCAAACAUCCGAG